This is a messenger RNA of Baudoinia panamericana UAMH 10762, 4671 nucleotides long. RefSeq lists its product as uncharacterized. Gene Ontology annotation, molecular function: magnesium ion transmembrane transporter activity. Gene Ontology annotation, biological process: intracellular magnesium ion homeostasis; magnesium ion transmembrane transport. Lineage: Eukaryota; Fungi; Ascomycota; Dothideomycetes; Mycosphaerellales; Teratosphaeriaceae. The coding region runs from base 1 to 4671 and encodes 1556 amino acids. The record is from RefSeq and is a predicted model, not a curated record. Gene Ontology annotation, cellular component: plasma membrane. The transcript is spliced from 4 exons.
AUGCCAGCCUACUACGGUCGCGACAGCCUGCACCCGCGACCCUCGGCCAGCACGGCUUCACCCUUCAAUCACUCCCGCCGGUCAUGGACUGACAAUGGCGUGCAAUAUACAGUAGAGACUGCCAGCUACACCAGUCCCGGCAUGUCGUUCGGCGCGACGGGUGGUACUGCCAAUGGGCUUCUGGAUGUGCUGUUUCCCGAACCACGAAGUGCUCGCCACCAGCCUUCGGGUUCGGGUAUAGCCGCUGGACUGCUGGGGACAGCUCUGAAUUUGCUCACUAGCGCGAAUGAUAUGCGCCAAGCAAGCAAUCCCAGGAUUGCCCGUCGAAGCGAGCUCGUAGAGUCUAGUGAAGCCGAUUCUGACGAUGAAGAGAGCGGAGACGGUCUGGCCUACGGAGACGAUGGAACCGGAAGUGGCAACAGGCGGCGGCGCUCCGUAUUCUCUCGUGUCAAAGACAAGCUGGGCAAGGAGCGCACACGCAAGCCUCCGAAUGUGCGUGACCCGUACGCAUCGAGGGAGUGGCGUGAGUCCGAAAGCGGGCAUCGAGCGCCCGGCAACACCCGCGCACACGGCGCGUCGGAAAGCGAAGACGACAGCCUGGGGCAUAUUGAGUAUGACGAGUACAGCGACAUGCGGCAGAGACCUCGUUCAAGUCACGCCAACUCCUCUCAACCGGAUGCGCUGAAGCCUUUCCAUGAUGCAGUGCAGAACCGGUCAGACGGCGUCAGGCGGUGCCGUAAGCGCCUGGAGCGGGCAUCACGGCAGCCUGGGCUAGACAUCCGCUACAUUCAGAACUUGGUGGAUCAGAUCCAGCUGCGCGAACAGGCUCUGGCUGUGGCACAAGAGAACCUCCAGAACGAGCAGAUUCGGCUGGCUAGUGGUGGUAGACCGCGCCAGCAGCAAACACCGCCGCAUUUUCGCCGUGCGUCGCAACGACAGGCUCCGCAACCGGGCCUGUCCGACUUUGGCGAAUACAUGGAGCUGCCUGGGAUUGAAAGUUUCUCCACUCCACCUAGAACAGCCACUCACCCGCUGUUUGCGGACUUCGGCACGCUCCACAGUCAAGGACCUUUUGCAGAUCCAUUCUUCGGAGCCUUCCACAACCACUUCCAUCACGUUUUCGGCGGUAUGCCGGGUAUGGAGAACGACUUCCACAGCUCCUUCACGAUGCCGGACGGCACCUUCGCAGAUGGGCAGAGAAAGCGGACGCGCUUCACACCGACAGGCCACGUGCCGCAACCAGGCUUUGCCACAUUCACCCAGCCACCACCACCGAUGCCGCCAUCGAGUCUUCUAACACCCGACGAAGCCAAGCGACUUUUUCAAACAUACAAUGACCGUUGGACCGCGCUGUCGCCAAACGACCCAAACAUACCAUACCCAACACGAGGUCUGCUCCCGCAAGCAUUACUCACUCGUGACACUCUCUGGGCUCCUAACAUCGCAGCCCAUCCCUCUACAUGGUCCGAAGAGACAGUCAUGCAAGCAAACGCUCAAGCCUUCUUCCUCAACGUCUGCGACCUAAUUCCGCUGUACGCGGACGCCACGGGCACUGGUCGCAUCGACAUGGGCUAUAACAAGCUCCGGGCCACUCCGACGCAGAUCAAGGCACUGAUCGAUGUGCUGAAGAAGGAGAAGACAAGGUGGCAUAGUGACCGUUUGGGGAGAAGAACCGGAGGGCGGCCGGGGGUGAACGAGGGUUUGCAGAAAGAUGUACGGGCGAGGGCGGUGUUUCAUGCGGUUUUCUCCAAUCGCAAUGGGCGAGAAAGAUCUAUGCGGCAUUUCUCCAACGAGUCGUGGACACCCACUGCAUCUCCUCCAUCAGAUCUUGGGUUCGGAACAUUUGCAUGCGCCACACGGCAUAUGCUCGGUUUGGCCCGCGAUCAGCGUCAUUCGUGCAUUGACCCCGACGGUUGGCGAAGCUUGACAGUGACAUUUAGCAGGCCACAUGCACUUGCUGCAGCAUUCCCUCUCUGCAUCUCCUACUCUCCUCCAUCUCUCAAUCUGCAAGCUGUCAUGGACGCCUCCAAGGACGACAUCAACCGGAUAUCAGGCCCCAGUUCAAUGGCAAGGCCUGAAGAUGGUUCGGCUUCUCAGACACAGGAUCCCCAGCCGAGUUCCAUGUCUUUACAUAACAAAUCCGCAUUCUCUACGUCCGAUGCAGCGAAGCCUAAGAAGAAGCGUCCCCGCGGCGGCAAGAAUCGUAGGAAGACUCGACGACAAAGCUUUGCUGGUGGUGAAUCGGAGAGUGGAGCAGGCGGCGAAACGGAAGGACGACCGAGUCUGCUUGACGUCCCCAACCCGCGGUCGUCUGCACAGCAGUCCAGCUUCUACCGCUUACGGGCCGGAAACCGUAGCAACACUAGUCUGGAAAGCGAAGCACUUCUGGACCACCGUGAACAUGGCGCCAUGAGGAGCAGACGGCAGAGUCUGCAACAGCCUUUCGCCCGUCCGAGUCUGGCUCCAAGACAUCGUGGGUCAGGCAACUCCACGGCGCAGGCUGGUGUCACGAAGACACGCUACCCUUAUACUGCCGCUAGUGCUAUCAGCGAGGAUGACGACGAAGGCAACACCAACGACCGCACUCCACUGUUAAGCUCCAGCAACCGCAAUCGAUCCAAGCCGGAGCUGGCACGCAAUAACAGUGGCUUCAACUAUGGCAGUCACGGAUCGCAGUUCCGGCCUAGGAGGCUGUCCACUACGUCUUAUGAUUCAUCCAAGCGCAAGAACGAUGCUCGUGGCCGUCAAGGCACUACCGACAAUGUCGAAGACGGUCAUGAUCCAAACAACCCGCCCUCAGUACCAUCUUCCCCAAAGCUUGGGUCGCUCGAUGAUGUAAUGGCGACAGACCGCAACAAUGACAGUGACAGAGGCCGGGACGCUAUCAUUGACAUUGACAGUGCUGAUUUCGGACCCGACCGGCGUUUCUCAGAAGACUCUCCAGAUGCCGUUCGCCGGCGCAACACGAUGGCCGACUUAGCCGAGAGGGAUGUGUGCUUCCCAGGAGAUGCACCACUAUCGGAGAUUGGAGAGGAAGAAGACCGCCACUCGCAGAUUGGGUCCGGCGAGAGGAGGAAACGCAAGCGAACGCGACAGUGGCCCGAACUAUCCAUCCUUGAAGAGUGGGCGCAUGAGGAGAAGGAGGAGCGGACUCAGCAAGACAUCAUCCGUGCGAAGAAGAUCUCCGAGCCGGUCAUGGUCAACGGACGGCUCCGACCUGCUAACCCCGUCUUCAAGCCAGAGGAAGAAGAGCAGCCAUUUCGCUUCACAUACUUUAAUGAGAUACUAGACAGUACCAUUCACGCGCGCAGCAUCAGCGAUCUCGUUUCGGACGGCACGACCUUCGAAGACCUGUUCGUACCGCCACCAAUCGAACAUGAAUACUCAGAGGACGAUGAAGAAACCGACGAACAUCACGAUCACAGGACGCACCACGCAUCGCUCGGCAACCUUCUCAACGGUCGUCUUGCUGAGAACCAACCAGGACGUCCUCCGUCAGCAAGCGAGAGGUCCCCUUCAAACUCCAAGUCGAACACGGGCUCCAAUACCCCCGCAGCUCAAGGCGACAACGGCACCAUCCGGCCCAAGAUUCACCGUAAUGAAAGUCGAUACGGCGUCAGGCCGACGUGGUGGCUCGACGUACUGCAGCCCACCGAGAUGGAGAUGAAGGUUAUUGCCCGCGCGUUCGGCAUCCACCAACUGACUGUGGAAGACAUUCUGACAGAAGAGGAACGGGAGAAGGUUGAGCUCUUCCAGAACUACUACUUCGUCAACUACCGCUCCUUCGAACAAGAUGCCGCCAAGGAGUCUUACAUGGAGCCCGUAAAUAUGUUCAUCGUGGUCUUCAGGAACGGCGUCAUCACCUUCCACUCCUCAUCUUCGCCGCACCCGAACAACGUCCGCCGACGUAUCCGGCAGCUCAACGAUUACAUGAGCCCAACAGCAGACUGGAUCAGCUACGCCAUCAUCGACAACGUGACCGACUACUUCGCACCGCGCGUUGAAUCCAUCGAACGUGAAGUCGACGACAUUGACGCCUGCAUCUUGAACAUGCACCAGAGCAGUGCCGACAAUGCAUUCGAUCAGGACACGAAGCCGCAAAAGUCUUACAGCGACGAUCCUAAGACGCAGGGCGACAUGGGCGCCAUGAAGGCCGAGGGCGAGAAGACGGCCGGCGACUCCGGCGGCGACAUGCUCCGGCGCGUAGGCGAGUGCCGCAAGAGGGUUAUGGGCCUGUACCGCUUGUUGGGUAACAAGGCGGAUGUCAUCAAGGGCUUUGCGAAGCGCUGCAAUGAGCAAUGGGAGGUGGCGCCAAAGAGUGAGAUCGGGCUAUACCUGGGUGAUAUCCAGGAUCACAUUGUCACGAUGACGAGCAAUCUGAGUCACUAUGAGAACCUCCUUAGCCGCGCGCACAGCAACUACCUCGCCCAAAUCAACAUCCGCAUGAACGAGCGCGCAGAGCAGACCUCGGAUAUCCUCGGAAAGCUCACGGUCCUGGGUACCAUCGUCCUGCCCAUGAACAUCAUUACGGGGAUGUGGGGCAUGAAUGUCUGGGUGCCCGGCCAAGGACAAGAGGGCAAUUUGACAUGGUUCUGGUGUAUUACGGCAGGUUUGUUGGCGUUCGGGUUGACGAGCUACUUUAUCGCUAAGAAGGUUUAUGGGAUCGUUUGA